UGCACUGUGGCAGGCUGCUGCCACGUGGGCCCAGGUCUCUUGGGAGGAACAAGGGGACACAGAGGCCGGGAUGAUGCCUCAGGGGAGCAGAAAGCUGGAUCCAGUGGAAGAGAAAGGGUGAACCUUGCUGAAUGCUUCCUGCUGUGAAAAUGGGAACCUCGACCAAAGGAGGUGUUUGGGGAAGCUCGGGCUCCCCCACACCCUGGACCAAGGUCCUCCAGCUGCUUCUGUAUUUGUCUCUACCCUUCUCACCUCCCUUUCCGCUUCUGCUAGAGACCCCACUGUCACUUCAGCUGCCUCCUCCUCUCCUCUCCCAAUCCUUGCAGGGUCCAGUGUCGCCUGGAGAUCCCCCCAACAGGGAUGGUGCUGAGUAGCCAGUCCUCAAGCCUCAAGAUUCCCAGAAGUCUGCUCCUUUGGAAACCCCCCUUGGCUCCAUCUCAGCCCCUUGCAUCCUGACCCCAGUCAUCAACUCCACUGCCCCAUGGGGUCCUCAGAUCUUACUCUGAGUUUCCAGCCCCAAAUCCUGCCACACUCGCUGUCCGCAGAGGACCCCACCUCCUACUUCACCAAGAAUGGGAAACCCUCUAGGGUGAAGGCUCGGAACACCCCUCAGCACUGCUCCCCACCUUCACUAUCUCAGGGUACAGGCGAACCUCCUCCUUUCCAGGUGAGCCCCUGCCCCAGUGUCAGCCCCUCAGGGACCUGCCCCAUCAGCCACCCCCCACCAACUUUCCCUUCACCUGGAUCUUCCCUGCAGGAGAGAUCUCAGGGUAAAGGACACCCUACUCCUUUCCAGGUGAGUCCCUGCCCCAGAGUCAGCUCCUCAGGGACCUGCCCCAUCAGCCAUUCCCCACUGACUUUCCCUCCACCUGGAUCUUCUGUCCAGCCGAGAAACAGCCAGAUUCCCAAGAAGCAAGGAGGGAAAUUCGCCUUUCUUGUCCUGGUCUUCCGUCUGAUGUUGGCAACUUACCCACUCCUUCCCUUCACCAUCAGAACUCUCCAAAGAAAAGCCGAAUGUGGAACUCCUGCUAAGACUUUCUGUUGCCAAACAGAAAGCGAGCGUCUCAGGGCUCAGGGCUGAGCCUCCCCGUCCUUGCGCUCUCAGGCACAGAGCCUAGCUCACAGCAGAAGUUCCAUCCAUCUUCCUCUCAUUAGCCUAACUCCUUCUUACAAAGUCAGCCUACCAGCUAACCAUCCUCAGCCCUCACCUCACAAACUCAUUCAUCAAAUUUUUGCCCCACUUAAAGGACAAAUGCACAGACUUCAAUAUAUACACAGAAUCAUUUUGUCGAUUAAAGAGCUAAAAUUGAAAAGA
Messenger RNA from Macaca mulatta (Rhesus monkey), 1315 nucleotides. Lineage: Eukaryota; Metazoa; Chordata; Mammalia; Primates; Cercopithecidae. The record is from RefSeq and is a predicted model, not a curated record.